UUCUCGAAUCUGAAAUCUUCACCACUGUGAGUCCCGCUUCUCAGUGAUCACGAACAUGAGCUCAGACCUACUUUGCGUCCAUUCAAAGCGCAGACCACCUUGCCACUUUCCCUGAAAGGACGAGGCCGGAGAAAUAAAUCCCAACCAUGUCCCUUUCCUCUGUCCCCGCUCGACUCACCCUUCUCGCCCUCCUCUCAGCCUCUACAUUUUAUUGCCUCUACAAGUCUCGCCGCCUCAGACACCUCAAGCUCUCCCUAAACGCUAACCCUAAUCCCUCUCUUUCCAAACCCAAGCUCUUCUUCGUUUCCCAAACAGGUACCUCCAGAGCCCUAGCUGACCGUCUCUUCGAUCUUUUAGCGUCGAACGAUCUCCCAUUCGACCUGGUCGAUCUCAAAGACUACGAGCCCGAGGACCUACCGAAAGAAACCCUAGUUUUGAUUGUCGCUUCGACCUGGGAAGAUGGCAAGCCCCCGCAGAACGCGAAGUUCUUUUCUAAUUGGCUUUCCGAGAGCGCCGAGGACUUUCGGGUCGGGUCUCUCUUGCUUUCGCGGUGUAAAUUCUCGGUUUUCGGCGUCGGAAGCCAAGCUUACGGCGCGACAUUCAAUGCGGUCGCGAGGGAUUUCUCGAGGCGGAUGAGAGCGUUGGGUGCCAGGGAGAUUUUGCCUGUUUGGGAAGGGGAUGUAGAUAGUGGUGAUAUUGAUGAGGUCUUUGGUGCUUGGAGUGCUAAGUUGGUUGGGGUUUUGAAGGGUGACGUGGUAGAAAAUGGUGCAGUUUUGCGUUCUGAGGUUGGUGGUGAGAGUGAUGCUGAGAGUGUUGGUAGCUCGGAUGAGGAUGGGGGUAGCGAAGACGGAGGCACGGGAUCAGAGAUUGUUGAUGUUGAGGAUAUUGCAGGGAAAGUGCCGUCAAGGAAGAGGGUCACAGUGGCUGAAACUAAUGGGAGACUGAAUGGGAAAAAAGAGAUGGUGACUCCGGUGAUUAGAGCAAGCUUAGAGAAGCAGGGAUAUAAAAUUAUUGGUUCACAUAGUGGUGUGAAAAUUUGUAGAUGGACCAAGUCACAGCUUAGAGGCCGUGGAGGUUGCUACAAGCACUCAUUUUAUGGGAUUGAGAGUCAUAGGUGUAUGGAGGCAACCCCUAGUUUGGCAUGUGCCAAUAAAUGUGUUUUCUGUUGGAGACAUCACACAAAUCCUGUUGGAAAGAGUUGGCAGUGGAAGAUGGAUGAUCCGUUAGAGAUUGUAAAUUCUGCCAUAGAUCUGCAUACAAAUAUGAUUAAGCAAAUGAAAGGAGUUCCUGGCGUUUCACUGGAGCGAUUAAUGGAAGGUCUCUCACCCAAGCAUUGUGCCUUAUCCCUUGUUGGUGAACCCAUUAUGUACCCAGAGAUCAAUACACUUGUGGAUGAGUUGCACCGCCGGCGGAUUUCUACUUUUCUAGUAACAAAUGCACAGUUUCCUGAAAAGAUUAAAAUGCUGAAGCCUGUCACCCAGUUAUAUGUGAGUGUGGAUGCUGCAACAAAGGAGAGCUUGAAGGCAAUUGACAGGCCACUCUUUGGAGAUUUUUGGGAGCGAUUCAUUGAUUCUUUAAAAGCUCUCAGGGAGAAACAGCAGCGAACUGUCUACCGCUUGACUCUGGUGAAAGGCUGGAAUACAGAGGAAUUAGAUGCUUAUUCUAAUCUCUUUGGUAUUGGAAAACCUGAUUUUGUUGAAAUCAAAGGCGUUACAUAUUGUGGAUCGUCUGCUACAUCAAAAUUGACAAUGGAAAAUGUGCCCUGGCAUGCAGAUGUGAAAGCUUUUUCUGAGGCCUUAGCUCUAAGAAGCCAAGGGGAGUAUGAGGUUGCAUGUGAACACGUCCACUCCUGUUGUGUCCUCCUGGCAAACACUGAGAAGUUUAAGGUCAAUGGCAAGUGGUUCACAUGGAUAGACUAUGAAAAGUUCCAUGACUUGGUGUCUUCCGAAAAACCUUUUAACAGCAUGGAUUACAUGGCUGCCUCACCAUCCUGGGCUGUCUAUGGAGCAGAGGAAGGUGGAUUUGACCCGGGUCAAUCUCGGUAUAGGAAGGAGCGACAUCACAAAUCAAGCCGCUGACUGACCAGUUCCUCUCGCGUGUCAAAGACUUGCUCAAUAGUUUUGCUCUAAGAAAACUGGUUGAUCCGAGAAAAUUACUUCUGAAGGGUAUUUGUCCUAUCAAUUACUCUCAUGAAGAAAUCGUGGACAUGAUUGAUAAAUUGCAUUAGCCAGGGGCCAUUUACUACCAAAAUCAAGGAAGUGGACCCUGUUUGCUGCGCAUCGCCUUUUCGACCAGGUUUCUGUACACAGGUUGCAGCUGCGUAAGAGGUUAGAAUGCUGAACCAGAUAUUGGCUGCUAUUAUCCUAGUAUUGUAGUACAGAUGAGUUUGUAACCUUCUACUGCUCAUUAACUUUUGUGGUCAAGCAUUACAAUAA
Molecule: messenger RNA, 2435 nt
Organism: Alnus glutinosa
Lineage: Eukaryota; Viridiplantae; Streptophyta; Magnoliopsida; Fagales; Betulaceae
Product: S-adenosyl-L-methionine-dependent tRNA 4-demethylwyosine synthase
Exons: 9
Coding region: 147-2078 (643 amino acids)
Biological process (GO): wybutosine biosynthetic process
Molecular function (GO): catalytic activity; 4 iron, 4 sulfur cluster binding; FMN binding
Source: RefSeq, a predicted model, not a curated record